ACUUUUAUCAGACUCACUCUACCUCUCAUCAAUUUAUUUAAUACCAAGAAAGGAAUAGUUGGGAUCUGCCAUUUAAGAUCUGGUUUGGAUUCCGCGGUUUGGACUCUGAUACAACCAAGCUUCACACCACUCACUAGGAAAUAAAUAUACAUUUUUGUUCCAAUGGCUGUGAGAAGGCCUGGUUUGAUUGCUUUAUUUGAUGUUGAUGGGACUCUUACAGCACCAAGAAAGGUGGCCACUCCUGAGAUGUUAGAGUUCAUGCAGAAACUCCGGAAAGUUGUUGCUGUGGGAGUGGUGGGUGGAUCUGACCUCUCUAAGAUAUCAGAGCAGCUUGGCAAGACAGUUACUGAGGACUAUGAUUACGUAUUUUCUGAGAAUGGACUAGUGGCUCAUAAAGAUGGAAAACUUAUUGGCACUCAGAGCUUGAAGACAUUUCUUGGGGAAGAAAAGCUCAAGGAAUUUAUAAAUUUUACACUUCACUAUAUUGCUGACUUGGAUAUUCCUAUAAAAAGGGGCACCUUUAUAGAAUUCCGAAGUGGGAUGAUUAAUGUAUCACCAAUUGGACGGAAUUGCAGCCAAGAAGAAAGGGAUGAAUUUGAAAAGUAUGACAAGGUCCAUAACAUACGCCCAAAAAUGGUGUCUCUGCUGCGUGAGAAGUUUGCUCACCUUAACCUGACAUUCUCAAUAGGCGGACAGAUAAGCUUUGAUGUUUUUCCUCAAGGUUGGGACAAGACAUAUUGCUUGAGGUACCUUGAUGAGUUUGAUGAAAUUCACUUCUUUGGUGACAAAACUUACAAGGGAGGAAAUGAUAAUGAAAUUUAUGAAUCAGAACGAACUGUGGGUCACACAGUUACCAGUCCUGAAGAUACAGUGAAGCAGUGUAAAGCUCUGUUCCUAGCAAAUUCCUAAGCUUAUAGGCUACUUUGACUUUCUAUUGUACCACAUUUGUAUACUAAACAUUUGAGAAAAAACACCAAGUAGAAUCCCCGCCUGUGUAAUAUUUAUUAUUAAUUUAAACGUGAUGAAAACAUAUGGACCCUAA
Messenger RNA from Manihot esculenta (cassava), 1042 nucleotides. Its product is annotated as phosphomannomutase. Gene Ontology annotation, biological process: protein N-linked glycosylation; mannose metabolic process; GDP-mannose biosynthetic process. Gene Ontology annotation, molecular function: phosphomannomutase activity. NCBI's taxonomy places the organism in Eukaryota, Viridiplantae, Streptophyta, Magnoliopsida, Malpighiales, Euphorbiaceae. Gene Ontology annotation, cellular component: cytosol. Bases 163 to 909 code for a protein of 248 amino acids. The transcript is spliced from 12 exons. The record is from RefSeq and is a predicted model, not a curated record.